Elephantulus edwardii (Cape elephant shrew) is the source of this 1848-nucleotide messenger RNA. It is a transcript of the gene SPAST, whose product is annotated as spastin. The coding region runs from base 1 to 1848 and encodes 615 amino acids. The record is from RefSeq and is a predicted model, not a curated record. Gene Ontology annotation, cellular component: microtubule cytoskeleton. NCBI's taxonomy places the organism in Eukaryota, Metazoa, Chordata, Mammalia, Macroscelidea, Macroscelididae. The transcript has 17 exons. Gene Ontology annotation, molecular function: microtubule severing ATPase activity; ATP binding; ATP hydrolysis activity.
AUGAAUUCUCCGGGCGGACGAGGGAAGAAGAAAGGCUGCGGCGGCCCCAGCAGCGCGGUGCCUUCCAGGCCUCCGCCCCCCUGCCUGGCCCCCGCCCCUUCCGCAGCCGGGCCGGCCCCUUCGCCCCGGUCGCCGCAUAAACGGAACCUGUACUACUUCUCCUAUCCGCUGAUCGUGGGCUUCGCGCUGCUGCGCUUGGUUGCCUUCCAUCUGGGGCUCCUCUUCGUGUGGCUCUGCCAGCGCUUCUCCCGCGCCCUCAUGGCCGCCAAGAGGAGCUCCCGGGCCGCGCCGGCGCCAGCCCCGGCCUCGCCCCCGGCCCCGGGACCCGGCGGGGAGGCCGACCGUGUCCGAGACUUCCACAAGCAGGCCUUCGAGUACAUCUCCAUCGCCCUGCGCAUCGAUGAGGACGAGAAAGCAGGACAAAAGGAGCAAGCUGUGGAAUGGUAUAAGAAAGGCAUUGAAGAACUAGAAAAAGGCAUAGCAGUCAUAGUUACUGGACAAGGCGAACAGUGUGAAAGAGCUAGACGACUUCAAGCUAAAAUGAUGACUAAUUUGGUUAUGGCCAAGGACCGUUUACAACUUCUAGAGAAGCUGCAACCAGUUUUGCAAUUUUCCAAGUCACAAACGGAUGUAUAUAAUGACAGUACUAAUUUGACAUGUCGCAAUGGACACCUCCAGUCAGAAAGCGGAGCUGUUCCAAAGAGAAAAGAUCCCUUAACACACCCUAGUAAUUCACUGCCUCGUUCAAAAACAGUCAUGAAAACUGGAUCCACAGGUCUUUCAGGUCACCACAGAGCACCGAGUUACAGUGGGUUAUCUAUGGUUUCAGGAGUGAGACAAGGUCCUACUCCUGCCACAAGUCAUAAGGGUACGCCGAAAACAAAUAGAACAAAUAAACCUUCUACUCCUACAACUGCUUCUCACAGAAAGAAAGACUUGAAGAAUUUUAGAAAUGUGGACAGCAACCUUGCAAAUCUAAUAAUGAAUGAAAUUGUUGAUAAUGGAACAGCUGUUAAAUUUGAUGACAUAGCUGGGCAAGAAUUGGCAAAACAGGCAUUACAAGAAAUUGUUAUUCUUCCUUCUCUGAGGCCUGAGUUGUUCACAGGACUGAGAGCUCCUGCCAGAGGAUUGUUACUCUUUGGUCCACCUGGAAAUGGAAAAACAAUGCUGGCAAAAGCUGUAGCUGCAGAGUCCAAUGCAACUUUCUUUAACAUAAGUGCUGCAAGUUUAACAUCAAAAUAUGUAGGAGAAGGAGAGAAAUUGGUGAGAGCUCUUUUUGCUGUGGCUCGAGAACUUCAGCCUUCUAUCAUUUUUAUAGAUGAAGUUGACAGCCUUUUGUGUGAAAGAAGAGAAGGUGAACAUGAUGCGAGUAGACGUUUAAAAACAGAAUUUCUAAUAGAAUUUGAUGGUGUACAGUCAGCUGGAGAUGACAGAGUACUUGUAAUGGGUGCAACUAACAGACCACAAGAGCUUGAUGAUGCUGUUCUCAGGCGUUUUAUCAAACGGGUAUAUGUGUCUUUACCAAAUGAGGAGACAAGGCUACUUUUACUUAAAAAUCUGUUAUGUAAGCAAGGAAGCCCAUUGACCCAAAAAGAACUAGCACAACUGGCUAGAAUGACUGAUGGAUACUCAGGAAGUGAUCUAACAGCUUUGGCAAAAGAUGCAGCACUAGGUCCUAUCCGAGAAUUGAAACCAGAACAGGUGAAGAAUAUGUCAGCCAGUGAGAUGAGAAAUAUUCGAUUAUCAGAUUUCACAGAGUCCUUGAAAAAGAUAAAACGCAGCGUGAGCCCUCAAACCUUAGAAGCAUACAUACGUUGGAACAAGGAUUUUGGAGAUACUACAGUUUAA